Molecule: messenger RNA, 1153 nt
Organism: Abrus precatorius (Indian licorice)
Lineage: Eukaryota; Viridiplantae; Streptophyta; Magnoliopsida; Fabales; Fabaceae
Product: protein phosphatase inhibitor 2-like
Exons: 5
Coding region: 201-644 (147 amino acids)
Biological process (GO): regulation of signal transduction
Molecular function (GO): protein phosphatase inhibitor activity
Source: RefSeq, a predicted model, not a curated record
GAAGUUUUCGCCCUCAAGAGUUGAAGAAAUCGAAUGCUACAAAAUACAACUCGACACUUUCUUUUCUGGUAACAACCGUUUUAUACUUUUAUUAGAGUGUGCAAUUGCUCACCGCAGUUCGAUUCCAAGCUGACCUAGCCACUUGAGGAUAGCUCUGCAUACCCAAGUAAUACUAGCAAAGAGCACUUCCAACUGCCAAAAUGAAGGGACGUGUAAAAUGGGAUGAGGCUAACAUUGGAGAAAUUGAAGCAAACAAACCCGUGAGGCAAAAAAUUACCGAACCUAAGACUCCAUAUCAUCCUAUGAUUGAUGAUGACAGUUCUCCAUCAGCCAUACGAGGAGAUUUUGACAAAUGUAUUGAUGAUAAAAACCGCUCAGAAAAUGCUGAGCGGAGUGCUUUUGAUAAUGCGGCUUCUUGUAGCAGAAAAGGAACUAUGCAAUCUGACGGCUGGACAUCAUCUGAGGAUGAGUCAGAAGAAAUGAAACAAGAUGAUGAUGAAAGGAGAGUGAGUUUUAAAGAGCACAGAAGGGUCCACUAUGAUGAAUUCCUCAAAGUCAAAGAGCUGCGACAGAAGGCUUCUCUUCUAGAGGAUGGCAGUGACGAGGAUAAUAAAGCUGGGCUUACCGUGAGGGAGAAGAAGUGACUCAUCUUGUCCAACGGGUGCGACAUGCAGGAGAUAGACACAGAGAAGAAAGAUAUCUUCCAUUCAAUGCCUCUAACUAAAUGCUUCUGACGUGAUCAACAAAUAAAACCUACUCUGGUUUUAUUUAGUGGGCAGGAAUAACAACGAUUCUGUAUUCGUUGUGUCUUUUGUGUGUAAAUAUCUUCUACUUUUCCAUCCAGUAUGUUCAUCUGAACUUGGAUUACCCAUUUAGACUCUAGUAAUAUGCCAAAUGAGAUUCAUUUGGCAAGCAACAGAACAUUCUGAUGAUAAGAUUAUUUGUGUGAUAAUGUCGUAGACGUAACACUCCGAACUUGGCUUCUAAGUAAUUUAGGUUGGAAUGAUGCUUGGAUGAAAUUGCAUUGAUUUUGCUUGCUGACGUUUCACCUGUUGUCUUUGGGUGUGACAGCUUGGCACCAAUCUGAUACUGUGGUAAUACAAUGUUCCAUUGUGGAGUGGGGCCAUUAUUAUAAUAAAAACUUUGUAUUAAU